UCCGCGUAUAAGAGCGGUGCGGCACUGCAGCUAGCGCAGUUCUCACCGAGACCCGUCACCCCGACUCCACGUGAGAAGCACCGCCCGGACUCACCAUGCGUGAAUGCAUCUCAGUCCACGUGGGGCAGGCAGGUGUCCAGAUGGGCAAUGCCUGCUGGGAGCUCUACUGCCUGGAACAUGGGAUUCAGCCUGAUGGGCAGAUGCCCAGCGACAAAACCAUUGGUGGGGGAGACGACUCCUUCACCACCUUCUUCUGUGAAACGGGAGCUGGGAAGCACGUGCCCCGGGCCGUAUUUGUGGACCUGGAGCCCACAGUGAUCGAUGAGAUCCGCAAUGGCCCAUACCGCCAGCUAUUCCAUCCAGAGCAGCUCAUCACCGGCAAGGAGGACGCUGCUAACAACUAUGCCCGUGGCCACUAUACCAUCGGCAAGGAGAUCAUCGAUCCGGUGCUGGACCGGAUCCGCAAGCUGUCCGACCAGUGCUUUGUGGACUGGUGCCCGACGGGCUUUAAGGUUGGCAUCAACUACCAGCCACCCACUGUGGUGCCUGGGGGUGACCUGGCGAAGGUGCAGCGUGCUGUGUGCAUGCUGAGCAACACAACCGCCAUCGCCGAGGCCUGGGCGCGCCUGGACCACAAGUUUGACCUGAUGUAUGCCAAGCGGGCGUUCGUGCACUGGUAUGUGGGUGAGGGCAUGGAAGAGGGCGAGUUCUCUGAGGCCCGAGAGGAUAUGGCUGCCCUGGAGAAGGAUUACGAGGAGGUGGGCAUCGAUUCCUAUGAGGACGAGGAUGAGGGGGAAGAGUAGAGAUCAGCUCCUGGAGUUCAUUGCAAAAUCCUUUCGAAAUAAACAGUCUCCUUGCACGGUU
Molecule: messenger RNA, 864 nt
Organism: Echinops telfairi (small Madagascar hedgehog)
Lineage: Eukaryota; Metazoa; Chordata; Mammalia; Afrosoricida; Tenrecidae
Gene: TUBA4A
Product: tubulin alpha 4a
Exons: 5
Coding region: 96-803 (235 amino acids)
Biological process (GO): mitotic cell cycle; microtubule cytoskeleton organization
Cellular component (GO): cytoplasm; microtubule
Molecular function (GO): GTP binding; structural constituent of cytoskeleton
Source: RefSeq, a predicted model, not a curated record